Molecule: messenger RNA, 1294 nt
Organism: Morone saxatilis (striped sea-bass)
Lineage: Eukaryota; Metazoa; Chordata; Actinopteri; Moronidae
Gene: echdc3
Product: enoyl CoA hydratase domain containing 3
Exons: 4
Coding region: 46-726 (226 amino acids)
Cellular component (GO): mitochondrion
Molecular function (GO): hydro-lyase activity
Source: RefSeq, a predicted model, not a curated record
CGUCACCGCCCCCGGAAUUGAGAGUGUGGAGGUGAAGGAGUAAACAUGGCUGCGGGGUCGCUGUGCAGAGCUGUCGGUGUGUUUCAGCUCAGCAGGACAGCAGCACUAUCCGCGGGGACUCGUUUCUACUCGCACACUCAACCGGAGCCGCUGACGGUGAGACAGCAACACAACGGAAUAAGGUGCAUUCAGAUAAUGACUCUCAUACAGGACAUACCUGUUCCAGUGAUCGCCAUGGUGAAUGGCGUCGCCACGGCGGCUGGUUGCCAGCUUGUUGCCAGCUGUGACAUUGCCGUGGUGACGGAGAAGUCCACCUUUGCCACCCCGGGUGUCAACGUGGGUCUGUUUUGCUCGACGCCGGCGGUGGCCAUCGGCAGAGCUGUGCCGAGGAAGGUUGCCAUGGAGAUGCUGUUCACAGGGACUCCCAUCUCAGCCCAUGAUGCUUUGCUGCACGGUCUGGUCAGUAAGGUGGUGCCAGAGGAACGACUGGAGGAGGAGACAUUGGCCAUCGCCCGGCGGGUGUGUCAGGCCAGCCGACCUGUUGUAGCCAUCGGCAAGGCCACCUUCCAAAGACAAAUGGCUCAAGGUCGAGAUGCAGCGUACGCCACAGCCUCCAAGGUGAUGGUUGACAACUUGGCUCUGAGAGACGGACAGGAGGGGAUCCGGGCCUUCAUAGAGAAACGCAAACCAGUGUGGAGCCAUAAAACAGAAAAAGCCCACGACUGAUGGACUGACGUUGGAUCACUGCAAUGAUCUCGUGAUUAUCCUGACUGGUGCACUGGUGUGGAAUAAUUAACACCAGUUCCCAAAGCCAAUGUAUGAGCUGUAUCGCUACAAGUAAAAUGAAUAAUUAAUAAUUUACAAGAUGACAUUGAUUGUUUGAAGUGUUGACUUCAUCUUUCAUCACGAGGAUUCCCUCCUUUUGAGCCGUUGUGUGCCUUAAAAGCUGCAGUGUGGAGCAGAAAAUACACUGUUACCACCCAGAGGACUCAAAAUGUUUAAUGACAUAGUGGACUCAUAAAGCUAAUGGAGAAUGAAUGCUGCUCUUUGUAUUCGUAUAAUGUUAAAUGCUAUAUAGGUUACACAUAGUGGUAGAAAUGAUUCCAUAUGUCCAGCAUGUUAUCAGGGCAAGAAGACCUACUGGUUGAAUCAUCAGCACAAAAGAUAGAUUGAGUCAAUGAAGCAUUUUGAAUUUGUUGUACAGAUCUGAUUUGUGCCUUUGUCUUUCUUCAUCAUCUAAACUGCUGGUUUCUUAGAAGCAAAGUGUAAAUAAUUAAAACGAUGGCCAAAACAA